This is a messenger RNA of Camellia sinensis, 2054 nucleotides long. Its product is annotated as sodium/calcium exchanger NCL2. Lineage: Eukaryota; Viridiplantae; Streptophyta; Magnoliopsida; Ericales; Theaceae. Gene Ontology annotation, biological process: calcium ion transmembrane transport; intracellular calcium ion homeostasis. Gene Ontology annotation, cellular component: membrane. Gene Ontology annotation, molecular function: calcium:proton antiporter activity; calcium ion binding. The record is from RefSeq and is a predicted model, not a curated record.
AUCCUUGUCUCCAUCAAAAAUCCUCUAUAUAACUAUCUUAUCUUCAUCUUCAUCUUCUCAACCACAACAUUUUUUUGCCCAUCAAAAAAAAAAAAAGAAACAUUUUCCAAUUCAAAGUUUUCCAUCAAAAUGAUAAAACCUACAUUUCUCAUCUUCCUUCUCCUCUCACUGACCCAUUUGACACAUAGCGGAAUCGUUACAGAAAACCUGAUCUCUGAUGGCGCUGCAGACUAUAGAAGCAAAUCUCCAAUUGUUGAAUUGAAUCUAACCGCGACGACGGUGACUUGUGAGCCCAUCUAUGGAUUCUUGCCAUGCACAACUGAGCUUUGGGGUGAGCUUUUCUUGAUAGUGGUGUAUGAGUACUUGCUAUCCCUUGCAGAUCAAUAUGUUGCAGCUGGGUCUGAGCUCUUCUUCAAUAUGAUUGGGCCUGGUAUCUUUGGUGCUAGUGUGUUCCAGGUCCUUGGCACAAUUCCCGUAACAGUUUUGAUGCUUGUGUCCGGAAUUGUAGCAAGUGCAGAUACAGCUGAAGAACAAGCAGUAAUGAGUAUGGGGCUUCUAGCAGGAUCAGCAGUCAUGCUUCUCACUCUAAUUUGGGGAUCUUGUGUUGCUUUUGGCAACACUGAUCUUUCAAAAACUUUACCUUCAACAACCGAUACAGAAAUUAAGAAACCAUUCAGUUUUACAGGUUAUGGAGUUAGUACUGAUAUAGAAACUAGCUACACAGCAAGAAUCAUGAUUCUAUCCAUGCUCCCAUUUCUCAUUCUUCAAUUAGCCAAAAUUCUCAAUUCUUCCACUGGGGCACGUGUCACAAUCCUUGUUUCUCUCUUUGUUACUCUUGCUUUCAUAGUUGCUUACUGCUUCUAUCAGGUAUUCCAGCCAUGGAUUCAGAACAGGAGAUUUGAGUACUUGAUGAACAAAUAUGUGAAGAACAAGUUACUACAACUCCUCACCACCAAUGGCAGACCUAAUAUAGCUUUUAUGAAAGAGUUAUUUCAUCAAAUCGAUAAGGAUAAGAAUGCAUACAUAUCACAAGGGGAACUGAGAGUGCUGGUUCUAGGGAUUCAGUUAGAAGAAGUUGGUUUCAAUACAGAUGAAUUUGUAGAGAAGGUCAUCGCAGCAUUUGACACCUCUGGUGAUGCUCAGAUUGAUGAGCAGGAGUUUGUUAAAGGGUUGCUGAAAUACAUUUCUGAAUCUGAUGCUCGGCAAUCUGUUGGUACACAUCAUAAUGAUUUUAAGCUUUUUGGUUGCAGUGAUAAGAGUCCUAUGGAAGAACAACAGAGUCUGUUGACUGAAAGAACGAAGAGACAAAGCGCGAAAAAAUCAUGGUCAAAUCACUUUAAAGCUGCAUUCCUAUUGCUUCUUGGAACUGCAAUAACAGUCAUACUUGCAGAACCCCUCAUUGAAGCUAUUUCAGAUUUUGCGAGUGCUGCAAAUAUCUCUUCCUUCUAUGUCUCAUACAUUGUGAUUCCUUUGGCUUUGAAUUACAGACUUGGACUUUCAGCAAUAACUAGUUCCAGGCAGAAGACACAGAAGGCAAUCUCUUUAACAUUAUCUGAGAUAUAUGGUGCAGUGUUCAUGAACAACAUGAUGGGUUUAGCAACGUUUCUGGCACUCAUUUAUAUAAGGAAUCUCGCAUGGGAUGUCUCAGCUGAAGUUCUAGUUGUUCUAAUUAUUUGCACUGUGAUGGGCAUCUUCACUAGUCUCCGCACAAGUUUCCCACUGUGGACAAGUUUUGUGGCAUUUUUUCUCUACCCAAUAUCUAUACUGAUGCUUUAUGUUCUUACCACUGUCUGUGGAUGGUCUUAGACCAAGAAUUGUGGUAACAGAAGCAAAAAAUAUAAGUUGACAUUUAUCUUAUCAUCUUGUCAUUGUUGGAAUCAAUUUCUCUCUGCGAAACAAGUUUCUAAAAAACAUUUAGAACCUUUAUUCUCGUGUAAGUUGUAACCAGCGAUUUCGUUCUAGUCAAGAAAACUAUGUAUUCAGAUACAUUGACGUUCAAAAACUUGAAUCUCAAUGAUUUCAUGUUUUUAUUGUAUCAAUCUUCAAGAACAUCA